GAACUCAUACGGUUAGCAUAUAUACUGUUCUGGAUAACUAGUUGCCUUCGAUUUGGCGUCUGUAAGAAGUGCCUGUUGCUCGUUGCCCGUUCUUUGCUGUGUAAUAGUAGAGAUGCAUUGAACACGUCGCUCUCAUGGCACCUUGUGAAGCGGGUAUUGCAGCUACUCACAACGGGCAAGCCAGUGCUGGUCUAGUAAACCAGCGUCACGAUGCAGAGGGUGACGCCGAGCGCGAAAAGAAGAUAAGGAAGGCUAAGCGAGCGGCCAGGAGCGAGCUUAGCAUAAGCAAAGGAGAUUGGUAUAAGCAUGGCUUCGCGAACUCGGACAUCUGCAGCACCAGCGGCCUGGUGGAUAGCAUCCCGCGCAUCCAUUGGAAGGACCUGACCGUUGAGGAGUUCAUCGAGCGCUUCGAGCGGCCCCGUAUCCCCGUCGUCAUCACCGGCCUGGCAGACCACUGGCCCGCAACCACAGCAUGGACACCCGAACGGAUGCGGCAGCUGUACGGCGACCAUAAGUUUAAGGUUGGCUCCGAUGACGAUGGUUAUGCGGUGCGGCUGCGGCUUGCCUGGUACCUGGACUAUGUGGCCGACCCGGAGCACGGCGGCCGGGACGACUCGCCGCUGUACAUCUUCGACGGCACGUUUGCGGACCGGGAGGGCAGCAAGGCCAUGCGGAAGGACUACGAGGUGCCCGACUACUUCCGAGAGGACCUGUUCGGACUGGUGGGCGAGAAGCGCAGACCGCCGUACAGGUGGUUGGUCAUGGGCCCAGCUCGCAGUGGCACGGGUCUACACAUCGACCCGCUGGCAACCAGCGCUUGGAACACGUUGCUGACGGGUCACAAGCGCUGGGCGCUGUUCCCGCCUGGCACGCCGCGCUGUCACGUGCUGCCUCGCGAGCAGGGUGUGGAGCGGGAGGCGGUCAGCUGGUUCAGCAAGGUGUACCCCCGGUGCCUCCGCCCCGACUGGCCCACCGCCCCCGUGGUGGACCUGCUGCAGGGGCCGGGCGAGACGGUGUUUGUGCCGGGCGGCUGGUGGCACGCGGUGCUCAACCUGGACGACACGGUGGCGGUGACGCAGAACUACGUGGGCAGCGCUAACUUUGAGCGGGUGUGGAAGCACACGGUCAAGGGGCGGCCCAAGAUGUCCCGCAAGUGGCUGGCGGCGCUGGAGCGCAAGCGACCCGACCUGGCCGUCAUAGCGCAUGGCAUCCAGCAGCGGGGGGAGGUGGACUGCGACACGGGGAGCAGCAGCAGCAGCAGCUCCUCUUCCUCCUCGUCCAGUAGCAGCAGCGGCAGCGGGAGUGACAGCGACAGUGAGGUGAGCAGUCGCAGGAAACAAGAGGCUGAUGCUGUUGCUGCGGUGGCGGCGGUGGCGGCGCCCGUGGCAGCGGCAUCUGCAGCUGCACCGGGAGGACGACAGUUGGGAGGCCUGGCAGAGGGUCGCAGCACCGAAGCGGAUGCGGCGGUGCGUCGCUGCAUGGAAGGGGACAAGGCGGCCUCCCCGCUCCCUCACGCGGGCGCUUCGGGUGCUUCUGCCGUACUAGUAAAGGACAUAGAGGCGAGGCAGGCGGCCCGUGUGGCAGAAGGCGGUAGCAGCAAACGCGCCCGUCCAUGUACCUCGGCACAUGACCGCGACGCAGGUCCCCAUGCCGGCCUGGGCACUGCCGGCGAUCGAGGCUUCAGGUCAAGCAGCGCAUACGCCGCCGACCGCCACACCUGCCAGGAGGCGAGUCGAAAACGAGGCCGAAGCCGCAGUCGCAGCCGUAGCAGAGGCCCCUCUGAGCGCAGCUGGGGUCGAGGAGGUUGCGGCUGCGGUUGCAGCCGGGAACGUAACCGCAGCCGGAGCCGGGGGCGUGACCGGGGUCGCGAUCGUGAUCGUGAUCGGGGUGAAGAGCCGGAGGCGGAGGGUUAUUACAGGGGGGGCGCGCGGUACGACAGCGACGUUGUGAACGACAGCAAGCGAGGUUGCGAUGCAAGGCAGGGCGCACGCGAGCGGUAUGGUGAUAGAGGACGGAGCAGUCGCAGCAGGAGUGGGAGCAGGAGGCGUGGCAGGAGUGGGAGCAGG
Molecule: messenger RNA, 2066 nt
Organism: Astrephomene gubernaculifera
Lineage: Eukaryota; Viridiplantae; Chlorophyta; Chlorophyceae; Chlamydomonadales; Astrephomenaceae
Source: the annotation of a GenBank genome assembly